AAAAAAAAGAAAAAAAAAAAAAAGAAGAAGUGAUCAACAGAAAAGCUAUUCUCCAGUCCAGCUAUAACGCGCCGCACCGGAAAAACAGGGGAGCUGGUUAAGUAAGAAGAACAUAAAUAAAUCUCUUCUCAUUUUUAUUACACACAUUCUUGUUGUGAAAUGAAAGAAAAUAAAACACAAGGAGCCAAAGAACACAUCACUAUCUCAAACCUGUAAUUCUAUACUCUUCUUUGUGUGUGAUUCCUGUUGGGCUUUGAAUUCUAUAUCCUUAAAAUUAUUAUUUAUUCUUAUUUUAUCCCCUCCUUGGUUGAUCGCUGAGCACAAAAAAAAAUCUAAAAUAAUCGCAAGAGAAUUAAAGAAGAAGAAGAAGAAGUACGAUUACAAUCAACAACAAGGGGAUUUCGAUAAGCUGAAAAAGUUUGACUCUUUCUGUACUCUCUCUUCUUGGGUCUCUCUCCAAUUGAAGAAUUAGGAAGUCAAAAAAUUUGAGUUAAAUGGUAUUAUUACAAAACCUAGAUGGGUGUUUCUCUUCUGAAACAACAACAACAACAUAAAGCUCACACCUUUUUUCUACAUUCAUGGAACCAUCAUCAUCAUCAGCUCAUCUAACCACCCCAAAUGACCACAUCAUUGACAUUCCAAGAAACACCCCUUCUCAUGAGGAAGAGGAUGAGAGACCUUCCACUACUCCUCCUCCAGUGCCUGUCUCUAACUUACCUUCUUCUUCUGCUUCUGUGCGGUCAAAUCCUAGAAGCAGCACUCGUCGCAGACGCAGUCCUUUGAACUCUGGCUUAUGGAUUUCCAUUGAGCUACUCCUCACUCUUGGCCAGAUCAUUGCAGCCAUUGUUGUUUUGUCUUUGUCUAAACAUGAGCAUCCACGUGCUCCCUUAUUUGCUUGGAUUGUUGGUUAUGCCUGUGGCUGCGUUGCAACGCUGCCGCUUUUGUACUGGAGAUAUUAUCAUUCCAAUCUGGCCUCUGACCAGGAUUCUACUCAGCAUCGUCCUAACCUUAACGUUGCAGCAGGACCAUUCGCCUUCUCCAUAUCUAGAUCAUCUGAAGGAGAUGCUAGACAGACCAAUAACAGCACGUCUUCUCGUGGUAGUAGAUAUCCUGGUUUCAUAAGCGCUGCUAGACUAAAAGUUCUCAUGGAGUACGUCAAAAUGGCGCUGGAUUGCUUCUUUGCGAUAUGGUUUGUGGUAGGUAACGUCUGGAUAUUCGGAGGGCAUUCAUCUGCAUCCGAGGCUCCUAACUUGUACAGGUUAUGUUUAGUGUUUCUUACCUUUAGCUGUAUUGGCUACGCCAUGCCCUUCAUCCUCUGCACGACAAUAUGUUGCUGCUUGCCGUGCAUAAUCUCGAUUCUCGGAUACAGAGAAGAUUUAACUCAACCCCGAGGUGCUACACCUGAGUCGAUAAAUGCAUUGCCUACUCAUAAGUUUAAGUUAAAGAAAAGCAGAAGUAGUGGUUCGAGUACUAGUGAAGGUGGAGUUGUGGCGGCUGGAACAGAUAAAGAACGUGUGAUUUCAGGAGAAGACGCCGUUUGUUGCAUUUGCUUGGCGAAAUAUGCGAAUAAUGAAGAGUUAAGAGAGCUUCCUUGCUCGCAUUUUUUCCAUAAAGAGUGUGUUGACAAGUGGCUUAAGAUCAAUGCUAGUUGCCCUCUUUGUAAGAGUGAUGUUGGGGAGAAGAACUCUGAUUUGACAAGCCAGGGGGUUUUAAGUUCGCUCUCUUCUGGUGAAAACGGUAACACUCAGCAACAGGGGAAUGAAACUAGAGUUAAUAACGGUUUGGCUCACAGCGUUAUGUAGACAUUUGCUCGAUGUUGGAGAAAACGGGUACACAGAAAGGCGUUUUGCAUUGUUCCUGCACAAAACGGCGUUUGCUUCUGAGCCUUGUCGUUAAGAAGGUGAAAAAAAAAACCUGUGCGGUCUAAAUGCCUUUCGCUUUUGUAAAUUAAAACCCUCUGAACAUGUAGGAGAGUUUUGAAAAUCAGUGAUUGAGUUUGCGUGUGUAUUAGAUACUCUUUGUUUUUUUUUGUUUCUUCUCUGAAUCUAUCAUGAACAAAACCUUUAUACGAGAGCUAGGCUCUUUAAAUACCUUGUGCAGCUGAAUUGCCUUAUCAAUAGCCUAUUCUAUAUAGAAACUUUAUACUGG
Molecule: messenger RNA, 2148 nt
Organism: Eruca vesicaria subsp. sativa (arugula)
Lineage: Eukaryota; Viridiplantae; Streptophyta; Magnoliopsida; Brassicales; Brassicaceae
Source: the annotation of a GenBank genome assembly